AGGUGAGGUCGCGGUGAAGCCGAGGUGAGGGGGUUUCAGGCCGGGUUUCUCAGCACCGGGUUGGAACGUGCGGCUACUUCUGGAGUCGCGUAAUCCUUCCCGAGAAGAGAAGUGGCGGAGCCAGAGGCCCCUCUGCAGCGCGGAACAGAGCCCGCCACGCAGGCGCCCGAGACGCCGCCGCCAUUGUUGCCUGUGGCCUCUCGGGCCGCUUUGGCCGCGGAGUGACGGGGUCCCAGCGACAGGGUCUCAUUCAUCCCUGCAAGUUCUGGGCUCAUGAUUUGUAACUAAGGCCACUAACUACCUAUAUUCUGUUCUGCCCUGGCUACAGCAGCCCUUGAUAAAAAUGGUUUUGUGGCUGUAGCAUAAGACUUCAAGCGGUUGGCUUAUUACUGGAGAAAUAAAGGAUAUUGCCAGAUUGACUAUCCUGUCUAUAGAAAUGUUAGCCUCAAGAAGGAGGAUGACCAGUUCUUCACACUCCCAAAUCCUUCUAAUGUGGAAACCAGACAAAGUUCAAAGUGGAACCCACAAUGUUGAGAAGCAAACCCUUACUUCAAGAUUCUUGCGUGAUUCUGAGACCUGUCGGCAGAAUUUUAGGAAUUUUCUGUACCCAGACCUGGCUGGUCCUCGAAAGGCAUUGAGUCAACUCCGAGAGCUCUGCCUUAAGUGGCUGAGACCUGAGAUUCACUCAAAGGAACAAAUCUUGGAGCUACUGGUGCUGGAGCAGUUCCUGACCAUCCUGCCUGGGGAGGUUAGGACUUGGGUAAAGUCCCAGUAUCCAGAGAGCAGCGAGGAAGUGGUGACUCUGGUAGAGGAUUUGACUCAGAUUCUAGAAGAGGAAGUUCCUCAGAACUCUGCCCUUUCCCAGGUGAUUCCAGAGGAAGAUCCCAGAGGAAGACAUGCUUUCCAAGCAGGGUGGCUCAAUGACUUAGUGACCAAAGAAUCAAUGACAUUCAAAGAUGUGGCUGUAGACAUCACCCAAGAGGACUGGGAGCUAAUGCGUCCUGUACAGAAGGAAUUGUACAAGACAGUGACAUUACAAAACUAUUGGAACAUGGUUUCUCUAGGACUGACAGUGUACAGACCAACUGUGAUUCCCAUAUUGGAAGAACCAUGGAUGGUGAUAAAAGAAAUUUUAGAAGGCCCUAGUCCAGAAUGGGAAACUGAAGCCCAAACAUGUACUCCCAUAGAAGAUAUUCCUAAAGUCAAACAGGAUGGAACUCAGACCAUCAAAAUGGAAGACUCAUAUGACUAUGAUGACAGGUUAGAGAGAGAAGCAACAAAUAUCUUCAAGAAAUUUCCCACUAAUGAAAGUGAUUUCAGUUUGAAGUCAGUCCUUUCACAAGAAGAAGAUCCUACCGAAGAAUAUCUUAGUAAAUAUGAUAUAUAUAGAAAUAAUUUUGGAAAGCAUUCAAACCUAAUUGUACAUUUUGAUAUACAAUCAGAUAAUAAAACUUCUAUCUAUAAUGAAAGCAAGGCAAACUUCAAUAAUGUCUCAUAUGGUAUUGUACAUGGGAAAAUACUUCCUGGAGAGAAGCCUUAUAAAUGUAAUGUGUGUGGGAAAAAAUUUAGGAAAUACCCAUCCCUCCUGAAACACCAAAGUACGCAUGCCAAAGAGAAAUCUUAUGAAUGUGAAGAAUGUGGGAAAGAGUUUAGGCAUAUCUCAUCCCUCAUUGCACAUCAGAGAAUGCAUACUGGAGAGAAACCAUAUGAAUGCCACCAGUGUGGUAAAGCCUUCAGCCAGCGUGCACACCUCACUAUACAUCAGAGAAUUCACACUGGAGAGAAACCCUACAAGUGUGAUGAUUGUGGAAAAGACUUUAGCCAGCGUGCACACCUUACUAUACAUCAAAGGACACAUACUGGAGAGAAACCAUAUAAAUGCUUGGAAUGUGGUAAAACCUUCAGUCAUAGUUCAUCACUGAUUAAUCAUCAAAGAGUUCAUACUGGAGAAAAACCUUACAUAUGCAAUGAAUGUGGGAAAACUUUCAGUCAGAGUACACACCUUCUUCAGCACCAAAAAAUACAUACUGGAAAAAAACCAUAUAAAUGCAAUGAGUGUUGGAAAGUUUUUAGUCAGAGCACUUACCUUAUUCGACAUCAAAGAAUUCAUUCUGGAGAGAAGUGUUAUAAGUGUAAUGAAUGUGGAAAGGCUUUCGCUCAUUCCUCAACUCUUAUUCAACAUCAAACUACUCACACUGGAGAAAAAUCCUAUAUAUGUAAUAUAUGUGGGAAAGCCUUCAGCCAGAGUGCAAACCUUACUCAGCAUCAUAGAACACAUACUGGAGAGAAACCAUAUAAAUGUAGUGUGUGUGGGAAAGCAUUCAGCCAGAGUGUGCAUCUUACUCAACAUCAAAGGAUUCACAAUGGAGAAAAACCCUUUAAAUGCAAUAUAUGUGGGAAAGCUUAUAGACAGGGUGCAAAUCUUACCCAACAUCAAAGAAUUCAUACUGGAGAGAAACCCUAUAAGUGUAAUGAAUGUGGGAAAGCUUUUAUUUAUUCUUCAUCACUUAAUCAACAUCAGAGAACUCAUACUGGGGAGAGACCCUAUAAAUGUAAUGAAUGUGACAAAGAUUUUAGCCAGAGAACAUGCCUUAUUCAACACCAGAGAAUUCACACAGGAGAGAAGCCCUAUGCAUGUCGUAUAUGUGGUAAAACCUUCACCCAGAGUACAAACCUUAUUCAGCAUCAACGUGUUCAUACGGGUGUCAAACAUCGUAAUUAAUGUAUAUGGGAGACUUCAUUUAGGUUUUUCAACUUGAUCACUUAAAUUUUACCCUGUGUGCUCUGUGUGUUAAAACGUUAUUAAAAAUAAAUCUGAAGAAGUGCAAUAUGUUAGGUACUCAACAGAAGUAUCAGUAAUAUGAAUAUAACAUUUAAAUUUGAUAUGAAAUUUAAAAAGGAACCUUCAUUGACUUAGCCUUUAUUUGAUAUGUUUAAUUCAUUUCAGAUAAAAAUAUGAAAGGACAUUCAAAACCUGUAACUCAUCAACUCAAUGUAUGUCAUAGACUUCUUGAGGCCUUAUGAAUGUUACUUGGGAUAGUAUCCAUCAAGUAGAUUUCACACUGGAGAGUAAUCCUGGAAUCAUAGAAAAGAAAAAAAUGCUUUUGGGCCUUCAUUUCUUCCCAACUUUUAAGCCUUAAAAUAGUAAAGGUUACUUCCCCAUUUUCCUGUUAUGCCAUAACUGCCAUGUGGAUCCAAUAGGUUUGGAGAAAAAACAAAAAACAGUUGAAAGUAUCUUAAAGGUUUCUGUGCAGGCUGAGUUUGUGGCUCAGUGGUGGAGUGCUUGCCUAGCACAUAUAAGGCACUGGGUUUGAUCCUGUGCACCACAUACAAAACUAAAUAAAAUAAAGGUAUUAUCUUAAAAAUACACUUUAAAAAAAAAAGAUUUCUGUGCAACCACUAUUUAACUGCACUUUCCCUCAAAUACUGAAACAUUAAAGGAAGCAAAGCUUAAUGAAAGAUGAUUUGUUAGGACAGAGAAACUAGUGUAUAUAACCCCUAGACAUGUAUAGAUUUAAAUAGGCAAAAAUUAAAUACCCCAAGAUAAUAUUAAUCUUUAAAACAGGUUAACUUUAGUUUCACCAGAUUUUUACAUCCAAGGUUAUCUUGAAGGAAAAACUAGGCAUACAUUCCCAUUUUUUUCAUCUGAUUCCUGAAUUCAGUUUUCCCCUGUGGCUCUUCUGCUGUGGGAAAGAGAAUACAUAGGUAUCAUAUAACAUGAAAUUAUAUAAUUGGACUUGCUUUAUCUAAGGAAAUAAGACUAGUGAAAUAAAAAGGCAAAACAGCCCAUUUAUAAGAAGCUUUAAAAAUGACUGAUUUUAAAAGAAUAAUUGGAAGCCUGGUACUCCUUUGUUUGUGAAAAUAGAGGUUAUUCUUAAGAUCAGGGAAAAAAUUCUUCAUUGGAAAUAGCACCGAUGCAGAAACUGACAUAGUAAUCAUUAAACAAUGAUAACUAAGUUUAUGGGUCCUAACGAGGAAAACUGGCAAAAAUAGGUAAAAAUACUAUGUAUUUAAUAUCCGUAGCAUUCCACUCUAAGAAUAUAAGGCUGAGAUUUCAUCUUGUUCUAUGUUCCUCUAGGGCCUUGAGAUUGCACAUGAUCAAUAUAAGUUGGUUGAAUUAAUAAAGUUAUAGAGAGUUGAGUAACACGGUAGAAUUGACUGACAUGAAGUGAAAUUGGUAGAACUGGAAGUAACUUUUUUGUGCAUGCAUCAAACAAAUGUUUAACAAAUAUUUACUGGGUAAUAGGGAUUGCUUAAAAAUGGAAAAUCAGAAAUCAUGGGACAUCUUUGCACAAGAUGAUUUUCCUGAGCUAAAUGAGGGGAAAAUUAUAUAAUUUCUGGUACCAUAAAUGUCAAUUUAAGCCUAUAUUGACCAUACAGCUUCACUUAGACAUUGCUGUUUAUUCUACAAACAGGUGCUGAAGGAGAGGCUGGGGUGCUAGCACCUUCAAGGCUAUGUUUUUGAAUGUUUUCUUGGGGAAAAAAAAAAAUUGUUACUUUCCUUUUUCUUGACAUUAGUUACCCUUGAUUUCAUGGUAUCAUCCUUCACAAAGUUCAGGUUUCAAAGUGCUCAAAUUAUGCUUAUUCCAUAGUUAUGAAAAAAUAAGUUGUAUUUAAGAUAAAGUUUUUUGAUGUUGCUUCAUCCCCACUUCUUUGCAUUGGAAUGAAUGUGUGGAGUGUUAACCACCCAUAGCGCCUUUCUUUGCAUUACUGUGUAUUUCCCGCCUUUUUGUGGUUUAUGUAAAUAAUGCAUUUAUAGUCUUCCACUGAUGCACAGAGGCAAUUGAUGCCCUUAUAAAAUAAUAGAAUAAUAGUGCAGAAUCCUAGAUCUUUGUGUGUUUUUUCCACUUUUAGAAUUGUCUGACCUAUGAGUAAUUCAACAGACUUUUAGCAAACAGUCUUAUUUUCCAUUACUUUUUUUAGGAAAUUUGUCAAAUAUGCAGAAAAACUUAAAAUAACAAA
Molecule: messenger RNA, 4962 nt
Organism: Sciurus carolinensis (gray squirrel)
Lineage: Eukaryota; Metazoa; Chordata; Mammalia; Rodentia; Sciuridae
Gene: Znf287
Product: zinc finger protein 287
Exons: 6
Coding region: 437-2722 (761 amino acids)
Biological process (GO): regulation of transcription by RNA polymerase II
Molecular function (GO): DNA-binding transcription factor activity; RNA polymerase II cis-regulatory region sequence-specific DNA binding
Source: RefSeq, a predicted model, not a curated record